AUGCUUUUUGCUUCAAUUCUCAUCGGCUUUCUCGCCACAGGCGUCCUCGCAGGAACACCAGCCAACUGCUGCGUCGGAAACGCCGAGGGGCAGGUCAACUACAACCCGGGUCACACUUCAUCCUGCUGCAGCGGACGGGGCUCGAUAUCAAACGGGGAAUGCGACGCAACGGAUUUCGAUGGCUUCACUAGCUGCUGCAACAGCCUGGGUGAUAAGGUGUGCACAUUUUAG
Messenger RNA from Diaporthe amygdali, 231 nucleotides. RefSeq lists its product as uncharacterized. The record is from RefSeq and is a predicted model, not a curated record. The transcript has 3 exons. NCBI's taxonomy places the organism in Eukaryota, Fungi, Ascomycota, Sordariomycetes, Diaporthales, Diaporthaceae. The coding region runs from base 1 to 231 and encodes 76 amino acids.